This is a messenger RNA of Cutaneotrichosporon cavernicola, 1716 nucleotides long. RefSeq lists its product as uncharacterized. Gene Ontology annotation, molecular function: ATP hydrolysis activity; ATP binding; ATP-dependent protein folding chaperone. Gene Ontology annotation, cellular component: chaperonin-containing T-complex. The transcript is spliced from 3 exons. Lineage: Eukaryota; Fungi; Basidiomycota; Tremellomycetes; Trichosporonales; Trichosporonaceae. Gene Ontology annotation, biological process: protein folding. The record is from RefSeq and is a predicted model, not a curated record. The coding region runs from base 1 to 1716 and encodes 571 amino acids.
AUGGCGAUGCCAGGAGGGAUGCCCAUGAUGGUGAUGAACACCGGGCCUGAGCGCCAGCAGGGCCGCAAGGCGCAGACCGCCAACAUUGUUGCUGCCAAGACCGUCGCCGACGUGAUUCGGACAUGUCUCGGUCCCAAAGCGAUGCUCAAGAUGGUCCUUGACCCUAUGGGCGGCAUCUUGCUCACGAACGACGGCCACGCGAUCCUGCGUGAGAUCGACGUCGCGCACCCCGCUGCCAAGUCGAUGAUUGAGCUGUCACGCACGCAGGAUGAGGAGGUCGGUGACGGCACGACGUCAGUCAUCAUCAUUGCAGGCGAGAUCCUCGCGUACUCACUGCCUCUGCUCGAGCGCCACAUCCACCCCGUCGUUAUCAUCCGGGCGUUCAAGGGCGCACUCGAGGAGGCUCUCGAGACCAUCAAGAGGAUCUCAGUGCCAGUCGAUGUGUCGUCUGAGAAGGACAUGCUCGCGAUCAUCAAGACAUCUAUCGGCACCAAGUUUGUGAGCCGCUGGUCCGAUCUCAUGUGCCACCUCGCGCUUGACGCGAUCAAGACGGUCGCGGUCACCGCCGAGGCCGAGAACGGGCUCGUGGGCAGCGGCGCGGGCGGCAAGGAGCUCAACAUUAAGACGAUCGACAUCAAGCGCUACGCGCGUGUUGAGAAGGUGCCUGGUGGUGAGAUCGAGGAGUCGCGCGUGCUCAAGGGUGUCAUGGUCAACAAGGACGUGACCCACCCCAAGAUGCGCAGGCGGAUCGAGAACCCGCGCAUCAUCCUCCUCGACUGCCCGCUCGAGUAUAAGAAGGGCGAGUCGCAGACCAACAUUGAGAUCUCGAAGGAGGAGGACUGGAACCGCUUCCUCCAGAUCGAGGAGGAGCAGAUCAAGGCCAUGUGCGACAAGAUUGCCGAGUUCAAGCCUGACGUCGUGUUCACUGAGAAGGGUGUGUCCGACCUCGCGCAGCACUACUUCCUCAAGGCCGACCCGCCCAUUACCGCCAUCCGCCGCGUGAGGAAAUCGGACAACAACCGUAUCGCGCGUGCGGUCGGCGCGACCAUUGUCAACCGUGUCGAGGACAUCCGCGACUCGGACGUCGGUACGGGCUGCGGGCUCUUCCACAUCGAGAAGCUCGGUGAUGAGUAUUUUACCUUCCUGGACGAGUGCAAGUCGCCCAAGGCGUGCACGAUCCUUCUCCGCGGCCCGUCCAAGGACAUUCUCAACGAGAUCGACCGCAACCUUGCGGACGCGAUGAGCGUCGCCCGGAACGUCGUCUUCAACCCCCUCCUUGCGCCUGGCGGUGGUGCGACGGAGAUGGCCAUCAGCGUUGCGCUCGAGAACAAGGCCAAGACCCUCCACGGUGUUGCCGGCGCGCCAUACAAGGCCAUCGCCGACGCGCUCGAGGUCAUUCCCCGCACGCUCGUGCAGAACUGUGGCGGGAACGCGAUUCGCGCACUCACCGAGCUGCGUGCCAAGCACGCCGCCGGCGAGAACAUGUACGGUAUCGACGGCGACACGGGCAAGGUCGUCGACAUGCGCAAGUACGGCCUGCUUGAGAGUGCGAGCGUCAAGAUUCAGACGCUCAAGACUGCGAUCGAGAGCGCAACGCUCCUGCUGCGUGUCGACGACAUUGUGUCUGCGCGCAGGCCCGACGAGCAGCGUGGUGGCGUCCAGACCAUGGCCGACGGACAGGCCGAGGACCUCCAACCCGACGGGCCUCAGAUGUAA